AUGGACCCCUUUCGAUUUUCAUCUUUUCACGCAGCGCAAGAGACUUCCUUGGAGUUGACCCUGCCAAUCUCAAUGGAGCGCGUUGUCGUCGUGGGUGCAGGUCUCUACGGCCUUAUUGCCGCCAAGACGUACUUCCAGGUAAAAGAAGCUUACAGUGUUGACACAACACCUAGUGGUCCCGGUGCCUUCGAGUCCGUCCCAAGUGGUUUCACCACCGCCACUGCAUCUCCUGUUUCUGAAAGCAAAUUUGGACUGUUAAUAAUCGAUGCGGCGUCGGACAUUGGGGGAACAUGGGCUGAAGAGCGCCUUUAUCCAAAUCUCUCAAGCCAAGACUCCUAUGGGAUGUAUGAAUACAGCGACAUGCCCCUGGCCGUGAAUAACAGUCCAGGUGGUGAGACUGAUGAUUUCUUCAUUCCGGGCUGGAAGAUUAAUCGGUAUUUGCAUGAAUGGGUGGACAAAUGGGCUCUGAAGCAGUACAUCAGGCUGAACUGGAAGGUCGAUACCAUUCGCCGUCUUCAGACGGGAGAAUGGAACCUCCGCAUCUGCAUCACCCACCCUUCGGAAUCCUACGUCGAGAUUUUCUGCGACAAACUCAUCCUAGCCACUGGCCUUACAUCAGAGCCUCAUUUUCCGGAAGGCUUGAAAGCAUCACUAGACGCAGACGUAUCUAGGCAAGUAAUUCAUGCCAAGGAUAUCGGGGCAUGGAGUCGACAAAAUCUGGGAUAUCAGCCCUUCGCCGGAAACAAACGCAAGACUGAAGGAAACAUUACUGUCGCGGGGGUGACUUCUGUUGCGGUUUACGGAGGCGCAAAAUCGGCGUUCGACCUAGUUCAUUUUUUCGCGACCCUGCAUCAGAACGGCCCUGUGUUCAACCUGCGAUGCAGCCCCCACGAUCCUGUCCAGGUCCACUGGAUCAUUCGGGACCAUGGCACAGGACCUUCGUGGAUGGUUCCCCCCACAUCUUCAUUGCCAACCGGAGAGGUUGUAGCUAGCGACAAAGCAUCGAGCAUGCGAAUCUUUCAUUAUCUCAGUGCCUGCUCUUAUGAAAUCCCCAAGCGCCUCACAUAUGGGAGCUGGAAGCUUUAUACAGAAGGCUCGUGGUUAGCACGCCUCUUCCAUGGAAACCCUUUAGGUCGAUGGUGGACUCGUUCAUUUUGGAACUCCGUUGAGAAAGGCUUGGAGGAAUUUGCAGGGUAUUCGACAGAAUCGAAGAUGCAACUGCUUCGGCCGGCCGCUAGAGUGUCAGAUUGCGGUGCUAUUUUUGGCAUUGCCAAUCAACCCGAUUUGUGGAAAGCGAUCCAGUCCCCGAAUGUCAAGGUUUACCGAUCCAGCAUUGUCUCGAUCACCAAGGGAUUGGCGAUGCCAAACGAGACGCAGCAGCAGUCAGUGGUAAUAUCCCUGGAAAAUGGAACUCGGAUCGAAGGGCUUGAUCUGGUCACACAAGCCACUGGAUACGAGCCCAUUGUUCCUAUUCAGUUUGAGCCCCCAAGCUUUCGACUUACUCUCGGUCUCAGCGGAAAUAUUCGCGAUGAUACAUCAAACCCGCAGUCACAGGACUUUGAUUGCACGAAUAUCCCACUUGAUGCCAAAGUAUCCAGCCGGAUGCAGCAUUGGAAAAGCAUCGACAAGGCGCUCGAGCCAAAGGUAAGACGCCAACUGUCGACAACCGGGUGUCAACCACCGACAAAACCACAACGAUCAAAUGAUUUGGGUGGACGGCAUAUUCCUUACCGCCUGUUCCGUCGCAUGGUUGCUCCCGAGCUAGUCGCAGCUGGUGAUCGCUCUUUCGUUGCAAUGGGCCUACUAACUACAUCCAAAAUAGCUAUAGUAGCCGAAGUCCAAGCUUUAUGGGCAGUCGCGUUCUUGAUGGGAGAGUUUGAUGGGUGUUCCGGUCCUUCCAAUAAACUUUCCCUACCAAGUGUGUCUGUCCAAGCCAUGGAACAGAGCAUCUCAGAGGACUUUCUUGUUGGACAUCUAACCCUGAGCGGGCUCUCAGUUGAUCCUAUUGAAUACAAUGACCUACUUUUGCGAGAUCUGGGAAUCAAUCCAAACCGCCUUGGGGGAUUCUGCGUCAAAGAGUUGACGGGAGUGUACCAGCCCUCUGUCUAUCGCGGGAUAGUAGCCGAAUGGCUCGCAAAGAGGAAAUCCCCGGGCAAGUUCGAAGGAAAGACAGCAUCCAAAGAACAGAAAUAA
Penicillium chermesinum is the source of this 2193-nucleotide messenger RNA. RefSeq lists its product as uncharacterized. The transcript is spliced from 5 exons. The coding region runs from base 1 to 2193 and encodes 730 amino acids. The record is from RefSeq and is a predicted model, not a curated record. Lineage: Eukaryota; Fungi; Ascomycota; Eurotiomycetes; Eurotiales; Aspergillaceae.